This is a messenger RNA of Thlaspi arvense, 915 nucleotides long. Lineage: Eukaryota; Viridiplantae; Streptophyta; Magnoliopsida; Brassicales; Brassicaceae. The record is from the annotation of a GenBank genome assembly.
AUGGGAAACUUACACGGCUUUCACAGAUCUCAUCACGCCGGCGAAACUCCCAACGCCCCUUUCCCACCGUCUCCAGCUCCGCCUUCUUCAUCAUCACCAUCCGGUCCCCACAUGACGGUGGAACCUUAUUGCCACGUAGACUCCAGCCUCCGCUCCCUCGCCGGAAAAGCCGAGGGUUUCGGCCGCGCCGCCGUCGGUGGUCUCAACGGUCCGAUUUGCCACGUCACUUCUUUAGCUGACGAGGGUCCAGGAACGUUACGAGAGGCUUGUAAGGGGCCAGAACCGUUAUGGAUUGUGUUCGAUGUGUCGGGAACGAUCAAUCUAUCGUCGUUUGUGAACGUAGCAUCGCACAAAACAGUGGACGGAAGAGGGCAAAGGGUGAAGAUAACGGGGAAAGGAUGCCAUUUCAUGAACCACAACAAGACGAUUUUGAUAGGAGCGGACCCAAGUCACGUGACGGACCGAUGCAUAAGAGUUACGAUUCAUCACUGCUUCUUCGACGGUACACGUCAGCGACACCCUCGCGUUCGCUUUGCCAAAAUCCAUCUCUUCAAUAACUACACUCGUCACUGGUCCAUCUACGCCGUCGGAGCCGGAGUCGAGUCUCAGAUAUAUUCUCAAUGCAACAUAUAUGAAGCUGGUGAGAAGAAGACAGUCUUUAAGUACAUCACUGAGAAGGCCGCGGAUAAAGAGAAACCCGGAGCUGGUUUCAUAAGAUCAGAAGGGGAUUGGUUCUUGAACGGUGCCAAGUCGUGUCUUAGCCACGAGGGAGAGCGCCACGUGUUCUCCCCGACCCAACACUAUUCUGAAUGGACCGUCGAAUCUCCAGUCGAGAAACUCAAGAACUAUGUGAAACACUCGACCGGCUGGCAGAACCUUCCCCUUCCACCCGACCAACUUCCGACCACGACAUAA